AUGGGUAGAUCCUGAAGCCAUGAUUCAAUGGAUGUCAAGAAGGAGAGUCAGGAGGAAACUCCUCACUCAAGCACAUCUUCUGCACAAGGAUUAAGUGAUGAUUUUCACUGGGACAAGUAUUUGGAAGAGACUGGAUCUUUAAGUGCUCCUUCAGAGUGCUUCAGACAGUCUGAAAUUCCACCAGCCAAUGACUUCAAAGUUGGUAUGAAGUUGGAAGCCCAUGAUCCUCGUAAUGUUACUUCAGUAUGUAUUGCUACAGUUAUUGGAAUUACUGGGGCCAGAUUACGUUUACGGCUGGAUGGUAGUGACAAUAGAAAUGAUUUUUGGAGGCUUGUUGAUUCCCCGGACAUUCAGCCUGUUGGGACAUGUGAAAAGGAAGGAGACUUACUUCAACCUCCACUGGGCUACCAGACGAAUGCGUCAUCUUGGCCAAUGUUUCUCUUACGAACACUAAAUGGAGCUGAAAUGGCACCUGCGACAUUCUUUAAGGAGGAACCACCAAAGCCACCUCUAAAUAAUUUUAAAGUGGGGAUGAAACUUGAAGCUAUAGACAAAAAGAAUCCUUAUAUGAUCUGCCCUGCAACAAUUGGAAAUGUUAAAGGAGAUGAAGUUCAUAUCACAUUCGAUGGCUGGAGUGGAGCUUUUGAUUAUUGGUGCAAGUAUUAUUCUCGAGAUAUUUUUCCAGUUGGGUGGUGUCGUCUGACAGGAGAUGUAUUACAACCACCAGGAAAGAGUGUUCGUAUUGUAAAGAAUAAAGCAAAAACACAGGCUUCCUCUUCCAAGCAUUCAAUGCAGUCUCCACAGAAAACUGCUGUAAUAUUACCAACACAGCAGGUCAAGAAAUCAGGUCGAACUAAACCACCUGGACGUGCUUCAGUCCCCAAGAAGGGCAGUACUCUUAAAACUACCACACCAAGGAAAAAAGGUCCAAAUACAGAAAAAAAGCAAAAAUGUUUUCCUGUGCUAUGUUCUACAUCUUCAGCUUCUAUACGUUCGCUGGCCAGAAACCGUGGCAUUUCAUAUGAUAUGGAUGCCAUUCCUGGGACAUCUAAAAUAGUGAUGUCUACAGUCUGUGUCUAUAUAAACAAACAUGGAAACUCUGGCCCUCACCUGGAUCAAAAGAGAAUCCAGCAGCUGCCUGACCACUUUGGCCCGGGCCCCGUGAAUGUGGUGCUCCGGCGGACCGUGCAGGCCUGUGUGGAUUGUGCCUUUCAGCCUAAGACUGUUUUUGGAUUCCUUAAGCCAGAUAAUCGUGGAGGAGAAGUGAUAACUGCCUCCUUUGAUGGGGAAACUCAUUCCAUCCAGCUCCCUCCAGUGAAUAGUGCAUCAUUUGCUCUUCGCUUUCUUGAGAACUUGUGCCACAGCCUCCAGUGUGCUGACCUUUUGAGUAGCAAGCCUUUCAGCUCUUACAAGGGUAAUACUCAUAGCCCUGCAGAGAGUGAUAAAAGUAAAUCAGUAAAGGAAGAGAUAACAGAAAACAUAAGCAUCAAACGACCUCCUCAGCAACCUCUACCUUAUGUUGUUCCUCUCUCUCCUAAGCUGCCCAAAAUAAUGGUGCAUGCCUCUAAAGAAGAGCCAUUGUCUCCUGAGGGAAAUGGCAUUCCCAAAGAGGAAAAGCUUUCUGAAGAUUCCAAGAGCUCUUCACUAAAUUCAGGAAAUUCUUCAGAUCCUGCCUGUAGAAAUCCUCCAUACUCUUCAGUCUCCAGGGAUUUUUCUCAAAAUGUACCGGGCACCUCAAGUUCAGCACUAGUUGGGAGCAAAUCAUCUACUAAGAGCAGUUACCAUGAAGUUAAAUUCCAAAUGCAAAGGAAAAGUGAAGCUCCAAGUUAUAUAGCUGUACCUGACCCCAGUGUCCUGAAACAAGGCUUCUCUAAGGACCCUUCAACCUGGUCUGUGGAUGAAGUGAUACAGUUUAUGAAACAUACAGAUCCUCAGAUAUCAGGCCCCCUCGCCGACCUCUUCAGGCAACAUGAGAUCGAUGGGAAGGCCCUGCUACUACUCAAGAGUGAUGUGAUGAUGAAGUAUAUGGGUCUGAAGCUGGGGCCAGCAUUAAAGCUAUGUUACUACAUUGAAAAACUUAAAGAAGGAAAAUACAAUUGA
Cynocephalus volans (Philippine flying lemur) is the source of this 2100-nucleotide messenger RNA. Its product is annotated as sex comb on midleg-like protein 2. Gene Ontology annotation, molecular function: histone binding; chromatin binding. Gene Ontology annotation, cellular component: nucleus. The record is from RefSeq and is a predicted model, not a curated record. Gene Ontology annotation, biological process: negative regulation of DNA-templated transcription. The transcript is spliced from 14 exons. NCBI's taxonomy places the organism in Eukaryota, Metazoa, Chordata, Mammalia, Dermoptera, Cynocephalidae.